Verticillium nonalfalfae is the source of this 1131-nucleotide messenger RNA. RefSeq lists its product as uncharacterized. Lineage: Eukaryota; Fungi; Ascomycota; Sordariomycetes; Glomerellales; Plectosphaerellaceae. The transcript is spliced from 2 exons. The record is from RefSeq and is a predicted model, not a curated record. Bases 1 to 1131 code for a protein of 376 amino acids.
AUGAGAUACACACUCGCUUCGCUGGCCUCGCUGGCCGCCGCCGCCCAGGCCCUUGCCCCUCGUGGCGAACAGUGCUCUUUCCACCUGAAGGCGGCCGGUUCAGCGUCUGGCAAUAUUGGCCAGCUCAGCAGUGGCCAGGCCAGGAUCGGCCUCAGCCCGGCAACCUUCAAGCUGGACGGUGACACAGCCUGGGACUCCCAAGGCCGCGGAUGCUGGUGGACUCCCCCCACAAAGCUUCUCCAGUGCGACGUGGGCCAGAUACCCGAGAAGGGUUGGAAGUUUGAGUGUGACGGCUCCGUCUCGUUCAAUGGGCAGAAGGAAUUCUACCAGUGUGACGCCGACAAUGGCCAGUACAACAUCUACCUCCUCAACGGUCAGGGCAAGGACUGCGCCAAGGUGACGCUCACCUCUGACGGCUGCACGCCCCAAUGCCCCAAGCCAAAGCCCACCGAAGCCCAGCCCACCUGUCCCCCCAAAGAGACUGUCACCGUAACCCAGCAACAGCCCCCCAAGACCACCACGGUGACCCAGAUCAUCACGAGUGUCGUCACCCAAGGCUGCCCGGCCCCUCCUCCGCAGACCCAAGUCCAGACCAUGACCAAGGUCGUGAGCCCGCCUCCUCCCCAGCAGUCUCCGCCCCCCAAGUCGUGCCCGACCAACCUCUCCGGCCCCUACGAGUUCCCCCACCUGAUCAUCCCCGUCGACAGCUCCAACCCGGACAAGGCCGCCGGCACGUCGUACAACGGCCAGGCCGACUCCAAGAUCUCGUCCAUCUUCAACUUCGACAUUCCCGGAAGCUUGAAGGGCAAGACGUGCAGCCUCGUCUUCCUGUUCCCUAAGAAGGAGAACCUCGAGACGUCCGACUGGAAGCUCAGCGGCUCGGGCGAGGUCGUCUUCUCCAAGCUCAAGGGCGUCGCCACGCAGAAGACGACGGCGAACAACGCCCCCGCCGUCGAGUCGGAGCUGAAGACGGUCCAGAUCGUGCCCGGCAACGGAUACUCGAUCGCCACUUUUGACUGUCCUGCUGGCAACGCUGUCAGCUUCCAGCUGAAGAGCAAGGGCGACACCUCGCUCUGGUUCUUCGAGGACUACAACCCCUCGCCUCUGGGUCUGUACAUCACCGUCUGCUAA